Drosophila hydei is the source of this 3423-nucleotide messenger RNA. RefSeq names its product retinoblastoma family protein. Gene Ontology annotation, biological process: regulation of transcription by RNA polymerase II; cell differentiation; negative regulation of G1/S transition of mitotic cell cycle. Lineage: Eukaryota; Metazoa; Arthropoda; Insecta; Diptera; Drosophilidae. Bases 408 to 2819 code for a protein of 803 amino acids. Gene Ontology annotation, cellular component: nucleus; transcription regulator complex; chromatin. Gene Ontology annotation, molecular function: RNA polymerase II transcription regulatory region sequence-specific DNA binding. The transcript is spliced from 9 exons. The record is from RefSeq and is a predicted model, not a curated record.
AAUUUUGCAAUUGGCGCCAAAAUAAAAUUCACCGCACACUGUACAAACCUGUCUGGCAACAUCAGUUCUUCCCGCCUUUUUAUUAUAGAAACUACACACAAUCAUUAAAUACGUCGUACGUGCUAGGCAAAUAACGCAACUAAUAGCAAAAACACAAAACGAAUUAAUCAGCAAUAAAUUGACUAAAUUCAACGAACGAAUAUUCAACAAAAACGUAAAAAGUAUCGUCGACGUUUUCGAUUUUGUUGUUGCUGUUGUCGCCUGGUCAUUUACCAAGUUGAUUCCGCGGCCGCACCCGCUGCUGCUGCUGCCGUCAGCAGCAACGUUUUAUUUCUAGCCGAAAAAAUAGUGAACAAGUCGCAUUUGUAGUUGCGUUCAAGCUAAACUCGACGGCAAUAACAACAACGAUGAGCAACGAUGUGCAAGAGCAGGAGGUCGGCGCCGAGGUUGUGACCAGUGCCGGCGCCACAAUCGACGAGUACCUCGAAACGAUGCGCUUAAAGUUUGAAAAUCUGUGCCGUGAUCUAAAUAUGGAUCUGGAAACCGAAUCCAAGGCUUUCAAAAUACUCAAGGAAGUGCUCAAGCACUACUCUUUAGAGGGGGAGAUCUUGCAUUGGUUCUGCUGCGCUCUGUUCGUAGCCUGUCGUCAAUCAACCACGCCCACUGUGGGUGGCCAAAAUGCAGUCGUAAUGGGAAAUUGUGUGCCAUUGAACAAUUUGUUGCGCAGCUGUCAAAUGAGCAUCUACGAGUUUAAGAAGAAGAUCAAACUGUGGUGCGACAUGGCUAAUAUGCCCCAAACAUUUGUACUGCAAAUGGAGGAGCUGGAGCGCAAGUUUAGCAUCACAUUCACGAUCUACAAGAAGUACAGAGAUAUUUCCGACCAAAUCUACUCAUGCCCGCCCAACGAAAAGAAACACUCGAAAUACAGCACCAAAUGCUCCUACAUAAAGCUGGACGAUAUAUGCUGGCGCCUGUUCCUGUGCGCCAAGAAUCAGAAGCCAACGACAACCCUUGAUCUGGUCACAUCGUACAACCUAAUGAUGUGCUGCAUUGAUCUCAUCUACGCCAAUGUGCUGGCCGAGAAACGCACUGAUCUCAUCAAUCCGAAAUUUGAGGGCCUGCCACCCAAUUGGAACUCGCCGGACUUUGACGAGACCCAAGCCCGAAACCAUUGUAUACUUGCCUACUUUUGCGAGAUGGCCGACGAGGCUAAAGAAAUGAAGGCGGGCGUCUUUAGGAAGAUAAUGGACAGCUUCUUUCAGACGAACAUUGUCGUAGGUAAUGAGCACACGCUGCUUGACUUGAUAUCCAAUAAGAAUUAUGAGCGAAAUCUUAAAUCGCUGAACAUCAGCUAUGAGCAGUAUGUUCUAUCCGUGGGCGAGUUGGACGAGCGCAUAUUGGGCGCCUACCAGCAGGACUCUAGCGAGCACAGCAAUCUAAACGAACAGGCGCUGCGUCAACCCGUGACGCCGUUGACACGCAAACAGGACUUGCCCGCCCAGCCCGUCAUGUCGGAGCAGAAGUUCGAGCCGGUGGCCAAUGCCACCAACAAUGUCAAGGAGCUGAGCACCGCAGUCAGCCAUAUUACCGAACCCACCGACUUUGUAAAACAGGCGGGCGAGCCAGCUAUUGCAAAAAUGCUGAAAAUAAUAAAGGAAAUGGAAGAACAAUUUUUGGCCAAGUUUCCAAUGCGUAGCGAGACUCACAAUCGAUUCCAAUUGGCCAAAUCGCUUUACUUCUACCUGUUCGACCAUAUACUCCGUGCCGAGAUAAAGACUAAGCCUCACAUUGUGCAAAAGAUCUCAUUAGACAUCUUCAACAUGACGCUGAUGGCCUGCUGCACGGAGCUGGUGCUCGAGGCCUACAAUACGGAGCUUAAGUUCCCCUGGAUUCUGGAAUGUUUCAGUAUUAACGCCUUCCAAUUUCAUAAGAUCAUCGAAAUUGUUGUGCGCCAUGGCAGCCACGGCACACACGAGGGCUGCCUCACACGUAGCCUAGUCAAGCAUCUUAAUUCCAUCGAGGAGACAUGCCUAGAGCGGUUGACAUGGACACGUAACUCCCCAAUCUGGGACAUGAUUGACAAUGCGUCCAAGCCGCUGCCCACCUGGAGCGACGUGACAGCUGACAAGGCAGCUGGACAACUACAGAUAUUUCUGCGCAAGGUAUUUCUGCUCGGCUGGCUGCGCAUCAGUAAGCUUUGCUCGGAGUUAAACCUGGACGAGAAGAAGCCUGACAAGAUCUGGACUAUAUUCGAGCAUUCGAUCACACACAAAACUCAUCUAAUGAAAGAUCGCCAUCUCGACCAAAUAAUCAUGUGUGCAAUAUAUAUUUAUAUAAGAGUAACCAAAAUGGAGGAGCCCAAAUUUAGUGACAUUAUGCGGGCGUAUCGCAACCAGCCGCAGGCGGUAAAUAGUGUGUAUCGUGAGGUGCUCAUCAGCGUCAAUGAGCAUGGCGAAUACGUGUUGAAAGAUAUUAUUCACUUUUACAACUACACGUAUGUGCCGGAGAUGAAGAAAUUCUGUAUCAACUACCUUGACAAGAGUGAGGAUAAUGUAAAUCUACUGAUGUCGCCACACCCCACUGAGCGCACAAUGGUGCCCAAGAAGCUAACACACAACCACUCACUCUACGUUACGCAAAUGUCAAAGAAUGAGAUGCAGCAGUCGCCGGGUCAGGUUGUUUACGUUAUCAGAUCAAGUCCGGCCAAGAGACUGGACUUAAUGAACAAAAUUGUGCUUGGAUCUGGGAAACGUGUAUUGGAUUUCGCUGACACCACCGUAAAUCCCAUUGACCAGAAGCGGCAAAGGUUGGAGCAGUAGGCGUAUCUCAGGACGUUAUCGAUGACCGCAAGGCCGAACGAAGUAGACAAACGUGCUAAGACAGGCGAAUGAGCUGGGUCACAAGGGUGUGUAGAAUUUGUGGGGGUCACGGGGAUAACGGGAGAGGGGCGGGCAGGGGAUGUUUUCAUACUGAUAUGCUGGCACGGUUGGCGAUGGGUCGACAGAGAGGCACACAGAUUAUGAAAUUCAUGUUGGAGGCAUAUGCAAUGUUAUUUUUAAUGACAGCAAGAACGGUUAUCAUUUUACUUAUUGUUUAAUUUAAUACGUGUGCAUCCUUUUGAUAGUUUUUAUUGCAAGUCAUCCAUAUACAUAUACAUAUACAUAUACAUAUACCUACACCUACACUAUACCUAUACACUAUAUGUAUGUAGAUGCAUAUGAGUGUGGCUUACGAUUGGUAAGCGACAUAUAACACUUCAAAAUAUACUUUAGCAAAAACAUAACAAACUGCUGCCAUCAACAUCGAGCCGCCAACUUUCGGUGUUGAUGUUCAGAUCUAACAACAUUAACCACAACAAUUGCACUAGAUUACACUUUAAAUCAACAAGAACUAGAACAAGUAGAAUAUCAUUUUUUUUGUCAA